AUGGAGGUGGGCUCCUCGGCGCGAUCGCGACCGACGGCGCUGUCAGUGUCGGUGGCGUCAGCUCCUAGCGAGGCUUCGGGAGUUGCGCACACGCGACGGCCGUCAGCCAGCGGGAAUGUUCCCGGCUCACCUCCCAGCACCUUUUCCAACCGAUCCCGAUCUCGUUCCCUCUCGAAUCUGGCGGCGGUCAUGGGCGCCUCCACUCUCCUCCGCCAUCUCUUCCCGUCGUCCGUACCUCCCCCACUCCCCUUUGCUCCCCUCUUCGUCCCUUUCCCUCCACACACGCUUGGUCUCCUUCGCCCGAAAAAUGCUCCUUCCUUUUUCACUCUCCCUCAUCCCUCUGCUCCCCCCUUCUCCUUCCUUCCUCUCCUUCAUCCCUCUCCCCCACCCCCUCUUUCAACCCUCAUCCCUCAUCUCACUCCCCAUCUCUCUCCUUCCUCCUUCAUCCCUCAUUCCUCGUCCCUCUCCCUCAUCCAACUCCCGCAUCAAUUUCCUAACUGCUUCUCUCUCAUCCCUCCCACUCCCCCUUCCGUCUCCUUCAUCCCUCUCCCCAUUCCCUUUCCGUCAUCCCUCUCCCCCAUCCCUCUCCAUAGGCCUGGAGUGGAGCAGUCGGUUCGGUCUCCUUCAAGGACUGACUCGGUACUGGUUCUAGCUAGCGGUUUGAGAAAAGGGUUAUCUAGUCCGCCUAGGAAAGAGUCUGACGGAAGUGAAGCUGGUGAUUCUAGCAGCGGUGACAGUAACGGUAGUGACGCAAGCGGUGGUGACGCUAGUGGGGGUGAUACUGAAGGCGGUGACAGUAUCGAAAGUGCAGCGGAUAACGGGGGACAGGAGACGGAUGGAGGUGACAAAGAAGGGGGUAAUGAAAAGGAAGAGGAUGUUUUAAAGGGGGCGACUGAAGCUUCUUAUACUGCCGCCAGCAGCAGCAGCAGCAGCACCGGAAGCAGCAGCGACAGUAGCAGCAGCAGCAGCGACAGUAGCAGCAGCAGCAGCGAACCCUCUUCUGCCUCCACCUCCUUCCCCACUUCCUCCCCUUCCUCCGCCUCCUCCCCCGCCGCCACCUCCGCCCCCGCCGACUCCUCCGCCCCCCCCGCCGUCCCCGCCCCCGUCCCCGCUGCCCCCGCCGCCCCGCUGUGCGACCUGUACCACGGGCGGUGGGUGCGCACGCGGCAGCGCGCGCUCUAUUCGGGGGAGAGGUGCGGGUGGAUUUCGACCAACUGGGCUUGCGCGCGCAGCAACCGCCCGCGCGAGAUGCGCGGGUACGAGCGCCUGCGCUGGCAGCCGCGCGGGUGCAACGUGAAGCGGUUCAACGCGGAGGGCUUUUUCCGCAGUCCACUCUUUUCCCUGCCCCGAUUUUACCCUUUUCCCUGCCCCGAUUUCACCCCUUUCCCUGCCCCGAUUUCACCCCUUUCCCUGCCCCGAUUUCACCCCUUUCCCUGCCCCGAUUUCACCCCUUUCCCUGCCCCGAUUUCACCCCUUUCCCUGCCCCGAUUUCACCCCUUUCCCUGCCCCGAUUUCACCCCUUUCCCUGCCCCGAUUUCACCCUUUCCCUGCCCCGAUUUCACCCCUUUCCUUGCCCCGAUUUCAACCCCAUGCACAUUCAGAAUGCGCAACAAGCGCAUUGCCUUUGAUGCGCAACAAGAGCAUUGCCUUUGUGGGGGACUCGCUGGGCCAGCAGCAGUUCCAGUCGCUGCUCUGCCUGCUCUCCCCAAAAGGCCCGCCUAA
Messenger RNA from Closterium sp. Naga37s-1, 1722 nucleotides. The record is from the annotation of a GenBank genome assembly. Lineage: Eukaryota; Viridiplantae; Streptophyta; Zygnematophyceae; Desmidiales; Closteriaceae.